Messenger RNA from Galeopterus variegatus (Sunda flying lemur), 2386 nucleotides. RefSeq names its product LysM, putative peptidoglycan-binding, domain containing 1 (gene LYSMD1). The transcript is spliced from 3 exons. Lineage: Eukaryota; Metazoa; Chordata; Mammalia; Dermoptera; Cynocephalidae. The record is from RefSeq and is a predicted model, not a curated record. The coding region runs from base 619 to 1290 and encodes 223 amino acids.
AUCCAGACCCUUGCUUCUUGGCGAAUUUGAGGCGCUUGGAAGGACAGCAAUCUAGAUGUGGAUCCAUAAUUUGAGCAUGUGACCUAUCUGAUGCGGAGAGGGUGUUUGAAGAUCUCUGAGUGGAAAGUGUACUACAAAUUCUCUCAAUACUCACGCGCUUCGUCUGCGGCGACAGCCCACCUGGGGUGGGCCUGAUUCGUCCCUGACCCUAGGGGAGGAACCCCGGGGACAGGGCGGAGCCGGCAUGUGGAGGCGCCCCGAGGCUGGGCUGCCAGACUUGGGGGCAAACUAAGGAAGGAGUGUUGUGGAGAGUAUCUAGAGUUCAAUGGUCAGAGGUUAGUGUAGCGAGGAGUUGUGGGUGGUCGAAAAUCUCAGGGGUUCUAAGGGGAGACCCAGGUAAGGACUCAAUAUUCAGGGGACAGAUUUGGGGUUUAGGGGCUUGGAAGGAGGAGGAGCAGGGAGUGGGAGUAGUGCCGGGGGAGGCGGAGAGAUAUUAGAGAGAAGAGAAAAGGAGAAAGGAAUCCCUGGAAUAUCCAUUCUCCGAUUUCAGGCCGGUCACCGUCGGUCAUUUAGUCAGGCCUCCCCCAGUUGCAGUCUCAGCUCUGGCAGGGUGAGGAGAUGGCUUCUCCCUCUAGACAGCACCCCCUCGGAGGGUCAGGACUGCUUCAAGGGAGCCGGGCUCGUUCUUAUGGCAGCCUGGUUCAAUCGUCCUGCUCCCCAGUGAGGGGAAAACGCCUGGAACAUCAGUUGGAGCCUGGAGACACCCUGGCUGGCCUAGCACUCAAAUACGGGGUGACGAUGGAACAGAUUAAGCGUGCAAACCGCCUUUAUACUAAUGACUCCAUCUUCCUGAAGAAAACCCUCUACAUCCCCAUCCUGACAGAGCCCAGAGACCUGUUCAAUGGUUUGGAUUCUGAGGAAGAGGAAGAGGUACACCCAAGUAAGGAUGAAGCUUGGCCACAGUCAGCUGAGAGGAAGAAACAAGAGACAGGUUCAGGACGGGCCAAUGGUGAAGUACUCCCCACGCCUGGCCAGGAACCCUCCACUCCCAUCCAUGACCUCUCUGCCUCUGAUUUUCUUAAGAAGCUUGAUUCACAGAUCAGCUUGUCAAAGAAGGUUGCUGCCCAGAAGCUGAAAAAAGGGGAAAUUGGGGUACCUGGGGAGGAUGCAGGUCUCCACCUGAGCUCCCCUCAGAUGCAGCAACGAGCAGUCCUAGGUCCUGUGCCGCUAACCCGGACCUCUCGAACCCGGACACUACGGGACCAAGAGGAUGAAAUCUUCAAACUCUGAUAUCUCCAGGACUGAUUAAGAAGUAAAAUGUUGAAGAACAACUUGAGGGGGAGAGGAGCCUGAGGUGAGGCUCAAGAACAUGGUUUCCCAGCCUGCCUACCUCUACUCCAGCCAUCUUCCCCAGCCUCCUUGUCCAUCAAGAAUUCUGUGGCCUGGGGCAGUUUUAUUGGCAAGAGUAGGGGAUGGGGCCUAGACCCCUUCCCAGUUCUUGGGCUGAAUCCAGAGUUGUCUUUUAGAUUCAAAAGGCUAUUUUUACAUCCCUGCUGCCUUUCCUAUCCCUUUCACCAUUUCCUGGGCUUAGAGCAGGGAAGGAGGAACUCCUCCUCAACUUCCUCCUCAUCCCCAACUACAUUACCUAAUUCAUUUGGUGCUAUAUAUAUUGAAAUAAUAUUUAUUUGCUGUAUCUUAUUCUUCUCACUCUUAGCUGAAAAAUGGGAUUUCUAUAGCCCUGAGUUGAGGUGAACCCAGGAACAGUGAGCCAGUAACUGCUGGUUCCCCACCAUCCCCACCUCCUUAGCCAAGCAUGUUAUUGAGGAUGGAGCAAUUAGCAAUUUAGCCCCACUGCAGAGAAUGGCAGACUGUGCCAGGCCUUUUCUCCAAUCUCAGAGUAAAUGAUUUGGGCUCAGUCUUUACUAAACAAUUCCUUAUAACUUUUGGACAACUCUUGCUCUGAGAAAAAGCAGCAAUGUAGGGACCUGAACUCUCCAUUCUACCAGUUCACCCUUCUAACCUGUUCCUCUGCUCAGCCUGUGGUGGGGCUAAGGGAUGGAAGGAUUGCCUUGGGCGUUUGAAGAGGAGAACAGUUGUUCUCACAACUCUGUUGUACUCUCUCCCCACCAGAGCCUAUCUAUGUAUGCCUUGCUUCUUACUGUAUAUUUGUUUGCAAUUUGUAGCACUGAUCUAUGGUACAGUUUUUUUGUUUGUUUGUCUCUUAAACAGAAGAAGUAGGCAAGGGAACCUCCAUGAUACUGGAAAUAUGCCUCAGUCUCCUGUAUGGAAGUGGUGAGAGGUGAGAUAAGUCGUGUUUAUACACCUUCUUGCCUCUGUGAUGAUCAUAAGGUCUAAGAAGCUGGAGAGAUUAAACAUUGAGCCCUGU